AUGUCAGGCAAACGAAAACGAGGCUCUUCCUUCGCCGGCGAUCCCAGCCUCCCUCCACCUUCGGCGCAAGCCAUCAACCCUCACAGCUAUCCGCCUGCCAAGCUUGUGCAGUUUGCUGUUGCAGGUCUGUCAGACGCCGAUGAAGAUCCGUCCCAGGAAAUCAAAGACUUUCCGCACCGUGGAUUCAGCCACAAGCCUGCCGACUCGGCAUUAGAAUCCGACAAUGAAGCAGGGCUGGGGGAGGACAGCGAUGUAGAGUCGAAGCAAACGAGAGCGCCAGACGCGCGUGCACUACAUUUGACCGUCCUCAUCAGAUCAAUACAUCAGUUACUCGGCCAAGGCAACGUUUACAAGGCAGCCCGCGCUUUUGGUCUGGCCCUGCAACUGCGGCCUCAGUCCCGCCCGGUCGAUAUUCGCAAAGACAAUCUGUGGGCUCUCGGCGCAGAAGUCAUUAUGCGCGAAGGCGAGGAGCAGCGCAACGAUCUCCGGCGGAACCAGAAUCGUGUAGAGCGCCGCAAAGAUGAGCUUUAUCAGAUGAUUGCGGGAGAUGGGCCUCGGAUUCCUUUGCGCUGGGGUUCCGCAGCCAACAUGAACAAGCUGAGAGCCUACCUCGAGACGUUGAUCCGGCAGUAUCCUUAUGACCCCAAGGCUCCAAAGAAGGUAUCCGCGCUGCAUUUCAACAUUAGUCUGUACAGCGCUGAGAUCUACAACAUUUACGCGGAGCACACGACAGGGCUCCUUGGGGUGGACGCGGACGCGGACGUGGAUGUGGACGACUCCUUGGUAGAUGAGAGCCUGGUCGGCGACGAUGCCGGCUUGCGAUUGGAGACGCUACUGGAAGACGAGAGCUUCCACGUCACGCAGACGCGACACCAAGACGCAGCGUUGCAUUCCAAGGACAAGGUCCGGACGCGAACCCUAGCUGCCAUCAAGGCCGUGGUGGCGCACAUGGACAAUCUGAUGCGAGACUUGCCCUACACCAAGAACCACGAGAUGUUGCGACUGCGCGCCGCCGCUUCACUGUUCAUGGCCGACUUGGUGGUCCCGUUUGACGAGACGGCCAACCCGGAACUGCACGACGUCAAGGAGCAACGACGGCGGGAUAUUGAGGUCGCCAGACGGGCGCUCCAGACGGUUUUGGAAAGCGGCGGGACUUUAGACGAAGCGUCCCGCGACUUGGUCGAGUCGGACGACGUGGACGAGAGCUUGCCGAUGACGUCUCAGAUUUAUUCCGCGCUUCCCAUUCGCAACGCUGAGCUAUUUAGGACAGAAAUGACCAACACACGAGAAGUGGACUUGGGCUAG
This is a messenger RNA of Cordyceps militaris CM01, 1305 nucleotides long. RefSeq lists its product as uncharacterized. NCBI's taxonomy places the organism in Eukaryota, Fungi, Ascomycota, Sordariomycetes, Hypocreales, Cordycipitaceae. Gene Ontology annotation, biological process: nucleolar large rRNA transcription by RNA polymerase I. Gene Ontology annotation, cellular component: RNA polymerase I core factor complex. Gene Ontology annotation, molecular function: RNA polymerase I core promoter sequence-specific DNA binding; TBP-class protein binding. The transcript has a single exon. Bases 1 to 1305 code for a protein of 434 amino acids. The record is from RefSeq and is a predicted model, not a curated record.